Microthlaspi erraticum is the source of this 1546-nucleotide messenger RNA. NCBI's taxonomy places the organism in Eukaryota, Viridiplantae, Streptophyta, Magnoliopsida, Brassicales, Brassicaceae. The record is from the annotation of a GenBank genome assembly.
AAAGGUUGAAUCUGGAGGGAUUUUGUCGGUGUUAGAUGUUGAAUUAGAAGACGAUUCCAGGGCCGACUUUCCGAGAGAAGGGGUUGUUCAAUUUCUGUGUUUGAAAAGAAAAUCUGGGUUUCUGCUUGAGAGAUUGUUGGAGGAAAUUAUGGAUCUUGUAAUUGGUGGAAAGUUUAAACUUGGGAGGAAAAUUGGCAGUGGAUCAUUUGGAGAGCUUUAUAUAGCUGUAAAUGUCCAAACCGGAGAAGAAGUUGCGGUUAAGCUGGAACCUGUGAAAACCAAGCAUCCACAGCUUCACUAUGAGUCAAAGUUGUACAUGCUGCUCCAAGGAGGAAGUGGUAUUCCAAACAUCAAGUGGUAUGGAGUUGAAGCGGAGUACAAUGUAAUGGUUAUUGACCUUUUAGGUCCUAGUCUUGAAGACUUGUUUAACUACUGUAACCGAAAACUCUCUUUGAAAACCGUUCUCAUGAUUGCAGAUCAGCUACUUAACAGAGUCGAGUUUGUGCAUACUAAAGGUUUCCUUCACCGUGAUAUCAAGCCAGACAACUUUUUAAUGGGCCUUGGCCGCAAAACAAAUCAGGUUUAUAUUAUUGAUUUUGGAUUGGGGAAGAAAUACAGAGACCUUCAGACUCACAGGCACAUUCCAUACAGAGAAAACAAAAACCUCACCGGAACAGCUCGGUACGCAAGUGUGAACACUCACCUUGGAGUUGAACAAAGCCGAAGGGACGAUUUGGAAUCACUCGGUUAUGUGCUUAUGUAUUUCCUCAGUGGAAGCUUACCUUGGCAAGGUUUAAAAGCUGGGACAAAGAAGCAGAAGUAUGACAGAAUAAGCGAGAAGAAAGUAGCAACUCCUAUAGAGGUCUUGUGUAAAAACCAACCGUCUGAGUUUGUUUCCUACUUCCAUUACUGCCGAUCUCUACGAUUUGAUGACAAACCUGAUUACUCUUACCUUAAGAGGCUAUUCCGUGACUUGUUUAUCCGAGAAGGCUAUCAGUUUGAUUAUGUAUUUGACUGGACAGUCCUGAAGUAUCCACAGAUUGGUUCCAGCUCCGGUUCUAGUUCACGGGCACAGAAUCAUACAACUGCGAAACCAGGGUUAACUGCAGGACCUUCUGUUGAAAAACCGGAGAUGAUUCCUGGAAAGGAGAUUCGCGAUAGGUUCUCGGGUGCGGUUGAGGCCUUCUCAAGAAAGCAUCCGACAACUUGUACACCGCGUGAUCUCUUGGCAUCAAGAAACUCUGAUGAUGGGCCUUUGCCUAAGCCUCUCAAGGGUGAGCCAGAGAGACUGCGGAGUUCGUCAAGGAGAGCAAUAGCAGGCUCAAGCGCUCGUCCAAGUUCUGCUGGGGGACCGAGCGAUAGCCGAACCUCUAGCCGUCUGGUGACUUCAAGCGGCGGUGGAAGUGGGCGUGCGUCAACAAGCCAGAGAAUCCAAUCAGGAGGAGUAUACGAAUCCAAGACAUCGACGACGUUUUCCCGUGCCGCUAGAAACACUCGGGAUGAUCCAUUGAGGAGGAGCUUCGAGCUUCUCUCUCUCCAGAAAUGA